AUGUCAAAGGAAAUCUCAAGCAGUGUUAUUCACUGCAAAGAAGCGAGAGAUAUGUGGACUGAGAUUCAGGAGCGGUUCUCUCAUACGAAUACAGUUCAACUAUUUAAUAUAGAGAAUGCUAUUCAUGACUGCGAACAAGGUGCAAAUUCAGUUACAGCAUUUUUCACAAAACUUAAAAGUCUUUGGGAUGAAAAGGAUGCCCUUUGUACUUUUCCACCAUGCCAAUGUGAAGCAGCUGCUAAAGUCAAAGCCUAUCUAGAAACACAGAAGACUAUGAAGUUUCUGAUGGGACUUGGUGAGAGCUAUGCAACCAUUCGAAGUAAUGUAAUUGGAAUGGAUCCACUUCCAAAUGUAAACAAGGCUUAUGCCAUGGCCUUGCGUAAUGAGAAACAGGCAGAGGUCUCUAAUGGGAAGACAAUUGCACCACCACCUGAAGCGUCCACUCAUCGUGCUACUAAUUCAACAGAAGGAGAGAAGAAAUGUGAAAAGUGCAACAUGACAAACCAUAGCACGAAAAAUUGCAGGGCACAUCUCAAAUGCAUCUAUUGUAAUGGCAAGGGGCAUACCUACGAAUAUUGUCGUAGGAGGAAAAAUGCAAUGGAAGGAGGGCAACAAGCAAGGGCCAACCAUGUAGCUUCUUCAAGUGACAACAAAGAAGGGAUGACAACCUUUCCCUUUUCCCAAGAGGAGUGUAAUCAAAUGCUUGGUCUUCUGAGCAAAUUUAAGACCGUUGCUAGCAACCAAGAUGAUUAUCACCAAAUGCUAGGAGCCUUGAACAAGCCUAACUCAUCUGCAGUCAACCUUGUUGGUAAUGUUCCUAAUUAUGAGGAACUUUCAGGUAAAAGUUUCAAUGUUCCUCGUUGCUAA
Messenger RNA from Rosa rugosa (rugosa rose), 867 nucleotides. RefSeq lists its product as uncharacterized. Gene Ontology annotation, molecular function: nucleic acid binding; zinc ion binding. The record is from RefSeq and is a predicted model, not a curated record. Bases 1 to 867 code for a protein of 288 amino acids. NCBI's taxonomy places the organism in Eukaryota, Viridiplantae, Streptophyta, Magnoliopsida, Rosales, Rosaceae. The transcript has a single exon.